Messenger RNA from Gloeophyllum trabeum ATCC 11539, 1155 nucleotides. RefSeq lists its product as uncharacterized. Lineage: Eukaryota; Fungi; Basidiomycota; Agaricomycetes; Gloeophyllales; Gloeophyllaceae. The record is from RefSeq and is a predicted model, not a curated record. The transcript has 4 exons. The coding region runs from base 1 to 1155 and encodes 384 amino acids.
AUGACCCUGGCCACCGCCCGUAUGAUUGCUACGCUUACUGCGCAACUGGAGCUCCCCUCCGCCAUUGUCACGAGCUGCGACGUCUCUCGCGGGACGCGACUCAUCGACUUCACGGCUUCCCCUUCGACACGACCUUUCCCGGUUGCUCCGGCGACGACACGACCACUCCGGCGGCGGUUCCUCCUGCGACAUCUAUUCCGGUUGUUGGGAAAACGCGCAGUGGUACAAAACGUGCUCACGCGGAGCCGGCCACGACUACGCAAUCCACUACGGAGGAUCCUCGGCCUCAGCCCCGUCGUCGUGGUCGUCCCAAGGGUACAGGCAAAGUCACCUACGAGGCGGCGGAGGUUGCGUGUCGAGGAGUGCGCGCAGAAGAAGACUCGGUGCAGUUUUGCGGAUGAAAAGGGCAUGCAAGUGGAGAGUACCGGGGAGUCGGAGGACAUGGGUGAGGUGGUAGCGACCGGACCGCAGGGGAGCCCCAAGAAACCUCGCCUGCAUCUGGAUAGUGUAACCAAAGUCGAGGUCCCUCCCCGCCCUCGUCCCAAGGGGAAGGGCAAGGCCACUGCGUCAGCCGACGUGCCUUCCGCCACGCAAGGGCCUUCCGCGGCUCAUUCAUCCAAUCCGCCACCGGUCGCGCCUAGUCCCGCCGUAUCCCUUCUUGAGCUCGGCCCGGAGGUAUUUCCUGUCUCUCGUACGCCCAGCUCCGACCACUCGCUGCUCUCGCUGCUUCCCCGUGCUGACCAGUCGGCGGAGCAAAUAUCUCGGCUCGCGCGAUCCGUCGUUGAGCUGCGGGAGCAGUCACUCACUAUGCGGGAGAGCUCCUUGAGGCUGCGCGAGGAGACGGCGGAAUUGCGGCGCGGAGUGGAUGAUGUGCGGAGGCAGCAGCUAGAGCUCCGCGGCGCUAUCGAGGAGGUACGCGAGGAGAUUCGACAACUCCGCGUCGAGCAAGGUAAUGUGGUGAUGGAUCUGGGCCUCUUGCGCUCCCAUUCGCAGGUUUCGUUCCGGACCCUGCAAGAGGAGACUCAAGGGUUAGAUCGCCGCCUUGCUGUUGUGGAGGAGAGUCUCGGCUUGUCCGAACGGCCGCCUGGCACUGAAGGGAGUCCUGAAGUCGAGGAGGAUGCCCAUGGCUCGACUCCGGGGUCCUCCGCGUCGUAA